UUGUCAGGACAAUCAACGGGAGGUCAAAGUGCACAACGCACCGGAAAUGAUAUUGUUUUGAUAUAAUAUGAUUUCGCGUUUUUUUCACUUCAAAUAAAAUAAAGAAAUGUCAAAAGGCAGACUUCUUUAUUGUCAAGGAAAUGUACAGUUGAAGUUAGAGGAAAGAAAUAACAAGAUUAGAGGAAAGUUUCGACAUCUGGCACGGCAAGUGUCUGGAGAAGUAUUUGAUGUGCCAGAAGAGAAUCUAAUCAUAUUUGUAUAUGACAAACAGUUUCAUGUAGGCCAACUGGCCUUCUCCUUGCCAGACUUAAGUCUGACAGAGCCAGGAGUUUCCUUUGACUCGGAAUAUUAUCCACAGCUGUCAUUCAUGUUUGUUCACCAGAACUUUCAAAGUUGUGGAUUUGGCCGACUUAUGCUUAAUCAUGCUGUGAAUAUGAUUAAGGAAAGGUGUAAAACAAGGCCUGUCAGGCUGCAAAGUGCAGAAGAGGCUGUUCUAUUCUUCGAGAAGUGUGGUUUUAAAACAGUGGGUGAUCCAAUACAUUGUUUCCAUAGUGGAUCAAGACUGUUCAAGACACUUGUGAAUAUGGAAUUAGAUAUUAAAUAAGAGGAGGGAACACAUGAUAAGCCACUUUUCCUGUGAUGAAAACCAUGCACUUCAGUUGAUAAAAUUGAAAGUUGUGAAAAUGAAGGAAGUUGCAAGGGGAAGAAGGAGAUAUUCAUGAAAGACAGACCUUGUUUGAUCUCGGAUAAUUAAUUCAUAAUUAUGUAUGGCAAAAACAGUAUUUGAAAAGGAAAAUAAAUGGUGUUUGAAGCACUUUUAAUAUGAUAAAUAAAAUCAAAAUUCUACUUAAGGUUUUACAAAAUUUAAUAUUUAGUACCAGUUUUCUAUGCUUUUUUUAUUUUUCAAUGUUAGAUGUAUGUUUUUAUAUCAAACUCUUGUAUAACUGAAGAUAUUUAGCUAUUAGGGUAGUUCUGCACGUUUGGAUCAAAUUUUUUCUACAAUGUAGAAUUCGAUUAAACUCUGAAUUUUCAAAACUUUAGAAUAUACUUAGAACAUUCAGAAAAUAAAAAAAGAGUUGUGUGCUUGAUUUUUUGCUAGACUAAUUUGAAAAAUUUGGAUCUCACACAAGUUUUCAUAUUGGGAGUCUAUUGGAAUGUCACAAUUUUCAUAACAUUUUGCAUUAAGAAAUUUUUCUACAAUGUAGUUUUUAAUGAAACAUUUGGCCUACAAUAAUGGUGAAAUAAAAUGUAUAGGCCCAUUGCUUGUUUUUGAGAUAAUUGCCCACAAUUAAAGUGUUCCGCAUAUCAAGCUGGUUUUAUGACAUUAUUUUGAAUUAUUUAACAUGUCAGAUGUUUUAAUAUCAUAUAUUAACUUAAGAAAGAUAAUUACAUUGCCAUUGUAAUAAAUUUACUUACAGGUUGCCAUUAAAUUAUAAAAUUAUUUUCAUUUCCUUAUGCCGAAUCCAGGCUUUAUUCUGCAUUAUCCAGAUAAAUGACUUUACACCAUCACUUCCAGUUUAUCAAAUGUGCAGAACUACCUUCAGCCAGCUUGAGGAGGAGCUGAACUUUAGUUUUUAUGUAACAACUACAGUACUACACAGAUUUUGUACCAGAUGUUGUUUUUUAUGCCGCCUUUGAAAAAAGGGGGUUAUAUUGUUUUGCUCCUGUAGGCCUGUCUGCGGUCUGUUGGUACACCUUGUGGCUACUGCUCUAUAGCUCUAACACUGUCAUAAGCCUAAAGUUGUCAGAUGAUAGGAAGCUUGUCAGGUCAGUAGAUCACCCAUUGUUUUGAGGAACAGUAGGUCAAAGGUCAUGGUCAGAUUGUCCUUGAGGGGAAAAACUUUGGUUUUUUAGCUCACCUGAGCCAAAGGCUCAUGGUGAGCUUUUGUGACCGCUCAAUGUCCAUCGUCCAUCGUGUUUCCUUCAACAUUUUCUAAAAAAAUCUUCUUGAAAACCACUGGGCAGAAUUACACCAAACUUCACAGGAAUGAUCCUUGGGUGGCCCUUUUUCAAAAUUGUUCAAAGAAUUGAAUUCCAUGCAAAACUCUGGUUGCCAUGGCAAUGGAAAGGAAAAUCUUUAAAAAUCUUCUUGUCCAAAACCACAGGGCCUAGGGCUUUGACAUCUGGUGUGUAGCAUCAUCUAGUGGUCCUCUACCAAGAUUUUUCAAAUUAUUCCCCUAGGGUCAAAUAUGGCCCCGCCCCGGGGGUCACAUGGUUUAUAUAGACUUAUAUAAGGGAAAACUUUUAAAAUCUUCUUGUACAAAACCACAUGGCCUAGGGCUUUGUUAUUUGGAAUGUAGCAUCAUCUAGUGGUCCUCUACCAAAAUUGUUCAAAUUGUCCCCCUAGGUUCAAAUAUGGCCCCGCCCCGGGGGUCCCAAGUUUUACAUAGACUUAUAUAGGAAAAAAAGUUUAAAAAUCUUCUUGUCUGAAACCACAAAACUUAAACCUUUGAUAUUUGGUUUUGUAGCAUUGUCUUAUGGUCCUCAAGCAAAAUUGUUCCAGUUGUACCCCUGGGGUGAAAAGAGGCCCUACCCUCGGGGUCCCAAGUUUUUAAUAUAGACUUAUAUAGGAAAAAGCUUUAAAAAUCUUCUUGUCUGAAACCAUAUGACCUAGGCUUUUGAUAUUUGGUAUGAUGCAUUGUCUGGUAGUCCUCUACCAAAAUUGUUAAAAUUAUGCCCCUGGGGUUAAAAGAGGCCCCGCCCUGGGGUCACUUAGUUAUUAUGUGAGUUAUAUAGGAAAAAGUACUUAAAAAAUCAUCUGAUCCUAUUUGCAAGACUAAUUAAUUAUAUAACCUGAUGACCCCAAGUAAUAUGAUGUCACUUGACUGUGACCUUGACCUAAUGACCAACUUUCUUGUUUUUUAAGAUACAGCCUUGAAAUUUCGAUGACAUACACAGUUUUGCAUACAAAUCGUAAAACUGAAUUUCAUUGACAAUGAAUGUGACCUACUGACUUUCUUAAUAUUUUAUCAUCAGUUUGACAUUUGAAACAUGUAGGGUCAUCAUGACCCUCUUGUUUAUCAGUUAAUGUAGAACACUUUUGCCUACAUCGGUCAAACUUCAUACUAUGAUAACCUGUGUUAAGUAGAUAACCCUAUUUUUUUAGGGGCAUAGGUCAAAAGUCAAGUUCAAAAUGAAACCUGAAAUAAGUAAUAUUCAAUUUGAUAUUUAAUGAGUCAUAUAUAUAACAUAAAGCUUAAUUUCUUCUAAUGUAUUUACAGUUUGUUUAUAUGACUAACCUCUUUCAGGGCAUACAUUUAUGAAUAACAGUCAGUUAAAAUUUUAAGAUAUGAGAAAAGUUUAAAGAAAUUUAAAUAUUUUCAGCUUCUUUUUAAAGGGCCUGCCUGCUUAGCUCAAUAGUUCUUAGCUCACUAGCUCUACGGAUCUCAAGGUCAUGAGUUUGAUCCCCAGUAGGGGGGUUUGUUCUUUGUGACAAUUCGAUAAAAGACAUUGUGUCUGAAAUCAUUCAUCCUCCACCUCUGAUUCAUGUGGGGAAGUUGGAAGUUACCUACGGAGAACAGGUUUGUACUGGUACAGAAUCCAGGAUCAGUCUGGUUAGGUUAACCCCUGCUGUCACAUAACUGAAAUACUGUUGAAAAAUGGCAUUAAACCCAAAACAAACAAACAAACAAAUCUUUUUGAAAGAUGAUGAAUCAAUACAAUACAUUUAUAGACAUAUUUUCAUCUUUAGAUAGAAAGGCAAGUCGUCAUUUUGAUAAAAAAAAUAAUUGCCUAAACACUUUGUUGAAAUCAAUUUAUGCAAGAUUGUAAAUUCAGUACCUUUGGUACAUACUUACAUACAUCUUAAUUCUUGCAAAGUAAGCUAAUGCCCCAGUGGUUCAAUUCUGUACAUAAUGAACUCUGAACCAUCAGGUGAUUAACAAUGCAAAGGCAUUGAUAAUUUUAUUCAUCUACAUGAGAUUUAAUACUGUUUUUCACUUCUUCUGUCAUGUCUUUUUGUCAGAUAUACAUUUUAUAAAAGAUGCUGCAGAAAUAGCAAAAUGUAAAUAUGUCCCUAAAUUGUACAAGUAGUGAUAAUAUUAUAAAUAUCUUUCAUAGACAGUAAGGAUAAUGUUUUUGAGGCUUUUUCCCCUUUUAUAUAUGUACCAGAUGUAGAUAUAUAAUUUUACUCAGUUUCCAGAAACAUUGACAUUUACUACAUUUUACCACCCUUUCAAACGUGCCUUCCUUUCCUAUUUUUCUUUUAUCUGUCCUUUCUUUUUUAUGCUAUGACCUUUUCAUGUAUUUGCUUCUUUUCAGAAACACUUUCUCUAUCUUUCACUAUAGCCUGUAAUAUUUCCAGUGAAUACAACAGUUCUGACAGUUUUCUCAUCCGUUCAGAUUUUAUCUAGUUAAACUGGUUAUGCUUUAAAGUUAACAAAUAUCUAAUUAUUAUGAUGUGCAGUUCAUUUUUAACUCGACUAUUUGAAGAAUAUGGAAAGCUAUACUACUCACGUCAUCAUCCGUGUUGGUUAAAGUUUUUAUGAAAUGGUAAUAUCUUGUAUAUCAUCAAAGAUAUUUACUUGAAACUUUAUUAUAACAGUCUCUACCUGUAGGCAAGAGUACAUAACUCUGUUAAGUAUUUUGGCUGAAUUAUGGCCCUUUUUGGACUUGGAAAUUGGUUCAGAUUUCGUAAAAGUACAUGUUUUGUAAAAACUAUUUGACACGUGGCUUUGAAACUUUGAACACUUGUUUAUUAUAACAGUCUCUGCCUGUAGGCAAGAGUACAUAACUCUGUCAAAUAUUUUGGCUGAAUUAUGGCCAUUUUUACAUAUUUUGGUUUUCAUAUGUCAGUCAAAAUUAACUAUUCUGCUGAUCUUCAUUUAUCAAAGCUUUUAUGGUAUUUAUUUAAUAAUAUGUAAACAAUAUAUUAGAAUGAAAUUUUAUACAUGAUAAAACUUUUGUAUAUUGGGGAGGAGCUAUGCAGCUGACUACCAAUGAAAACUACAGACUUUCGCAUGUUCACAGUAGCUGGUAGUUUUGCGACUACAAAAUUUCACGGAAACAACAAUCGCGAAUGUUGCUAACUUAAAUAGCGCAGAACCAUUUCUAGGUUUACAGUAAGCAGCAGUGAAGGUUAUGAUUAAAUUGUACAGCAAAAUAAAAAAUCUUAAUCAGCAUUGAUUCGUGGUUGUAUGUAUAUCAAAGUCUAUUUGAUCACAGUGUCAGUUUUUUGUUCCAAAACAUGUUGCUUUUCUAGUGAGUAAGAAUUUUUUAUCUAACUCUGACACCUGCAGAUGGAAAAUGGCUCUUAAUUUGUGUGUGCUAAUCGGCAAUAAAUUGACAAAUCUGAUUUGUGUAAAUAUCAAAAGUAACUGGACUGGUCAUGUCAACAAAAGACCAUGAGUUCAUUUCAGACAUGGUACUCACCAGGAAGUCAUUUUGAUGGUAAAUAAGAAAACAACACCAGAUUGUGUUCAUUAUAUAGAGGUGUGUUCAGAUGAAACACCAAAUUGUGUUCAUUAUAUAGAGUUGUGUUCAGAUGAAACACCAAAUUGUGUUCAUUAUAUAGAGGUGUGUUCAAAUGAAACGUUUACAUUUUGUUAUAUAUUUUUCUUUAUUUUCGUUGUUAUUUGUAUACAUAAAAACAAUUUUGUAUAUAUCAGGAAGUUGCCACCAUGUUUAAUUGUAUAUUAUAAAUUUAAAAUUAAAGAAGUACUUCA
Mercenaria mercenaria is the source of this 5663-nucleotide messenger RNA. RefSeq lists its product as uncharacterized. The coding region runs from base 107 to 604 and encodes 165 amino acids. Gene Ontology annotation, molecular function: acyltransferase activity, transferring groups other than amino-acyl groups. NCBI's taxonomy places the organism in Eukaryota, Metazoa, Mollusca, Bivalvia, Venerida, Veneridae. The transcript is spliced from 2 exons. The record is from RefSeq and is a predicted model, not a curated record.